AUGCAUCACCUCCCUCUGCUGCUCCUACUCUGGGUCAUGGGCUCUUGGAGCUUCCCGACUUCUUUGACAGAUCCAAAAGAACAAGACAUGAAGAUGGUUCAGACAUAUCUGGAAAGCUAUUAUAGACUAGAGAAUGACGGGCACAAAAUUGCAAAACAGAGAGACCAUAGCCCUGUGGUUGAGAAACUGAAACAAAUGCAAAAAUUCUUUGGGCUAAAAGUGACUGGAAAGCCGGAUGCUGAGACCCUCAAAGUGAUGAGGCAACCCAGAUGUGGGGUGCCUGAUGUGGCCCCACUUUCAAUCACUUCCAGAAUCUUCCGCUGGGAGCACACAAGCCUGACAUACAGGAUUGAAACUUACACCAAGGAUAUGCACCCAGCCGAAGUGGACCGGGCCAUUGAGAAAGCCUUUAAUCUUUGGAGUCAAGUCACUCCCCUGACCUUCACCAAGGUCUUUGAGGGUCAAGCGGACAUAAUGAUCUCCUUUGUCUAUGGAGAUCACUAUGAUAACUCUCCAUUUGAUGGCCCUGGAAACACUCUGGCCCAUGCUUUUCCGCCAGGUUCAGGCCUGGGAGGAGAUGUUCAUUUUGAUGAAGAUGAAACUUGGACCAACAAUUUAAAAGAAUACAACUUGUAUCGUGUCGCAGCUCAUGAGUUGGGUCAUUCCCUUGGACUCUCUCAUUCUAUGGAUAUUGGGGCUUUGAUGUACCCCUCAUAUUUCUACAGUGGAGAAGUGCAAUUCUCUCAGAGUGACAUACAAGACAUCCAGGCCUUAUACGGACCCUCUAAAAAUCCUUUCCAGCCAGAAGCCCCCAAAACCCCAGAACCAUGUGACAGUAAGCUUACCUUUGACGCUAUCACUACACUUCGGGGAGAAAUUAUAUUCUUCAAAGAUCGGUUCUACCUACGAGUAAUUCGAAACUACCCAGUAGAGCUCCAGCACAUUUCAGAUUUAUGGCCAGCACUUCCAAAUAAACUUCAAGCUGCUUAUGAAGUUACCAACAAGGACGAAGUUCGGUUUUUCAAAGGUAACAAAUACUGGGCUUUUCAGGGGCAUGAUAUGCUACCUGGAUACCCCAAGGACAUCUAUGUUUUGGGCUUCCCAAGAACUGUGAAGAGUAUUGAUGCUGCUGUUUAUGAGGAAACGACUUCCAAAACUUACUUUUUUGUUGAUAACAAGUACUGGAGGUAUGAUGAAACUAAGGAGUCCAUGGAUAAGGGUUAUCCCAAACUUAUCCAAGAUGGCUUUCCUGGAAUUGGCAACAAAGUAGAUGCUGUUUUUAGUGAUGAUAAUUUUUUCUAUUUCUUUCAUGGAACAAGGCAAUAUGAAUUUGAUCCUAAAACCAAGAGUAUUUUGAGACUCAGGAAAACUAAUAGCUGGUUCAACUGCAGAAAAAAAUACUGA
Messenger RNA from Suncus etruscus (white-toothed pygmy shrew), 1404 nucleotides. RefSeq names its product matrix metallopeptidase 1 (gene MMP1). Gene Ontology annotation, cellular component: extracellular matrix. Gene Ontology annotation, biological process: extracellular matrix organization; collagen catabolic process; proteolysis. Gene Ontology annotation, molecular function: zinc ion binding; metalloendopeptidase activity. Lineage: Eukaryota; Metazoa; Chordata; Mammalia; Eulipotyphla; Soricidae. The record is from RefSeq and is a predicted model, not a curated record. Bases 1 to 1404 code for a protein of 467 amino acids. The transcript has 10 exons.